UAAACGUCCGGUGCCAGGUACCACAAAACACAAACGGAAGUGACCGUUUUGACAGUGACGUCAGCCGCACGGUAUAUAAUGACGUUGUAAUUUCUAAGCGGAAUACUUCCUUCUGGGCAUAGUUACAGUUGGCAGCGUUUUCUUUGCCUACAAGGAAGCAUUUCGCACCAUGGCGUCGCGUUUUCUCAGUCUUCUGGUGUUACUUGUUACGUUCGUGUCCCUGCGCUCUGCCCAGUCGUCAGACGAGACAUGUGUGUGUAGCCCGGUGGUGUAUUGUGGGAAUGGCGACGCACUUCGAGCAGAGCUAGAGAAACUCAAAAUCGCAGUGGAGCAACUUUCCCAGAGAAGGACGUGUGGGUCUGAAGUCAACGACACAGCCACAGAGAAGCCACAAGACUGUCAGGACAUCCUUGACAACGACGAGACCACGCCCAGCGGCGUGUACAUGGUUUAUCCACGGGACAACCUGGGCGGCUUCAACGUCUUCUGUGAUAUGGACACGGACGGAGGCGGCUGGACGUUGUUCCAGAGACGCCAAGACGGAACCGUUGACUUCUACCGGGGCUGGGCGGACUACAAAACCGGCUUCCCUUCCAACCUGAACGGCGAGUUCUGGCUGGGAAAUGACAACUUGUACCGCCUGGCUGUGCAGAAAGUCUACCAGCUCAGGGUGGAUAUGGAGGAUGUGGAGGGGAACACGGCGUACGCGGCUUACGACACGUUUGCCAUCUCACCUGAAUCACAGAACUACAGGCUCUACAUAGGGACUUACAGUGGUAACGCAGGUAAGGUUGUCAAUUGUAGCAGGGUCAUCACUCGGAGUUGAGUCCAUAGUGAAUGAUUUUUCGCCCAUCUGUUUAUUAUGUUAACUGAAGGAAUAUAUAUUGUUUUUGCUCUGUUUCCUCUAUUUCUUCUCCGAAAAAUUUAGUAAAUGAA
Branchiostoma belcheri (Belcher's lancelet) is the source of this 936-nucleotide messenger RNA. RefSeq names its product fibrinogen-like protein A. The record is from RefSeq and is a predicted model, not a curated record. The transcript is spliced from 3 exons. Lineage: Eukaryota; Metazoa; Chordata; Leptocardii; Amphioxiformes; Branchiostomatidae. Bases 170 to 826 code for a protein of 218 amino acids.